Messenger RNA from Drosophila subpulchrella, 1172 nucleotides. RefSeq lists its product as uncharacterized. The coding region runs from base 33 to 1172 and encodes 379 amino acids. The record is from RefSeq and is a predicted model, not a curated record. The transcript has 2 exons. Lineage: Eukaryota; Metazoa; Arthropoda; Insecta; Diptera; Drosophilidae. Gene Ontology annotation, molecular function: protein binding.
UCGAUAUCAGUUUUAAUUUGACCGCUUUAGCAAUGAGUGCACCAAAUCUUGAAGAACUUCACGAUGACUGCCUAUACUAUAUAUUCCAGUUUUUAUCCACUGAAGAACGCAUUACUUUUUCGCAAGUAUGCAAGCGAUUUCGUCAGUUUUUUAUCAACCAGUGCGGUAGUAAAUACCGCGAAUAUAUUCUCGAUAAAGACAGUACGAGAAUAGAGCUAAUACAAUUUUGCACCUGUCGGGAGAUGGUAACGUCCUUGACCAUCGAUCUGGAUCACUUUAAUACGGCCAGAUGUUUUAGGAACUAUGGAUGUAUAGCUUCUGAAAACUGCUUUGGAAUUCUUUGCCAGACUUUGGCCGGCAUGAUUGGGUUAGAGCACUUGGUAGUGAAUCAACUGGUCUUUCUCAUUACACCCAUUGUAAAGCCCUUCGAUCAAAUUCUGGCUGCCGUAAGACAUUUGCCGCAACUGACAAGAUUGGAAGUGCAUGCUAUAGAUGACUGCAGUUUGGAUCGCCUGAGUCAGCUUCGUCACCUCGAAAAUCUGCAGAUCCUCGUACCGAAAAUUCCACUAGCAACUCUUGUUAAGUCCUGCAAGUCCAAUGGCAAUCUUAGCAGCCUCCACCUCGGUUAUGCAUGUGUUCAGAAGAAUUUGAGAGAUAUAGUGCCCUACUGCAAAAAUCUGGAGGUUCUCAAGUUCGGGAUGUCCGCGAAUUCUUCAGAGUACUUGCCACUGGCAAUGCUUCCAGAACUCAGGGAGCUGUCGUACUUUGGAAUCCGCCGAAGUGGCUCCUUUGAGCCUCUACUUUCUGCUCUGGCGGCCAAAUCCCAGUUGACACACCUGUCCAUAGACGGUGGAAGUCUUACUCUACAAGAGGCAUCCCAGUUGGUCCGCAUCCAGAGCUUAAGACACUGCAAAUGCUUCUGCUCAACGACAGAGUGUGUGGAAAUGCUGGCUAACCUGGCGAAUCUGGAAGAACUAUGUCUCUCGAUGUCCUGUUCACUGGAUAUUUCCAAUUCCCUACUGACAAUUAUUGCAAACUGUAAAAAUCUCAAACUUCUUCGUAUUGCGAUGGGUAAAGUUGAUACACAGGUUUUAGACGAUGCCAUAAGACUUGAAAACGCUAAAGCAAAAAAAAACACUAAGACUCCAAUAGUCUUAGAGGUAGAUAAAUAG